UAAAAGUCACAGUGUUUCUACCCUACGGGUAGAACGUAAAUACAAAUAAUAAUAAAAACAAAGGAUUCUCUGAUGUCAGCUGUGGAGGUUUGUGUGUUACUGAUGUCAUCUGUACACAAGAGAACUUAUCGGUAAUAUUGAACAUGGGCAAGACUACGAGAGUAGUUGUUUGCGGGAUGAAAGGCGUCGGGAAAACCGCGUUACUCGAACAACUUAUCUACGGGAACAUCGACGUGAAAACGGAAAUUCACCCUACGAUCGAAGACAUUUACGUCGCCAACAUUGAGACCGAUAGGGGCACGAAAGAGAAGGUCAGAUUCUACGACACAGCUGGACUGGAAUCAUUACAGAGCAACGUUAACAAUCAACAGCUUCCGCGACACUAUCUUGCUUUUGCCGACGGCUACGUUUUGGUGUACGAUACCGGUAAGCCCGAAUCUCUCGAUGUGCUUUUUCCGUUGAAAAAGGACAUCGAUAAGAAUAAAGAUAAGAAGGAAAUAACUGUGAUUGUAAUUGGCAAUCGGACGAAAACCGAUGCCGCGUUGAAUAACUUGGAAAAUACUGCGAGCAAGGCGAGUAAUUGGUGCACCAGAGAAAAGAUCAAACAUUACGAGGUUAAUGUCAUGGACAGAUCUAGUUUGUUCGAGGCAUUUAUGCAUUUGUCGUCAAAGCUGAAUCCGCCUGCUAAUAAAAGCACAUUUCCACAAUUGAGUAUGGGCAGGAAAACUAUUAAGGGAGAAGCACAGUGAUAUUUAUUUAAAACUUAGAAUAGAGAAUUGCACUUGUGUAUAUAUAUAUGUGUAUAUAUGUAUAUAUAUACACAUAUUAUUUAUAUAUUAUAUAAGGAGUACUUAUAUACAUAUGGAGUGUUGAUACAGAUAUUAUUUAAGAUCUCAAUUAUGAUGCAUUUCUGUUCACAGAGUGUAUAAUGUUUUAUUUUCUGAAUUUUAUAUGUGAUAUUAGACUUGAAAUGAAAGACAAACUGUACUUAAUUUAUAGAUACAUCAAGAUUAUGUACUUAAAAUAUUGAGAACUUUGCUGGUACAAAGCAACUUUAGCAUUAUUUGUUUUUUUUUUUUUUAUUGACAAGUUGCAAAUGCAAAACUUACUUUUUUUACACUUUAUGACUGUGUUAGUCUAUUGCCGGAUAAAAGACUUAUUUGCACAUCUCUUUUUACAUUUAUAUCGAAUGUAUAAAAUCAUUCUCUUUUAACUUUUAUACUGUAUUUGUAUUUAAUUUACUCUUACAUUGCGUUUGCGAUUGAACGACUGUUGUUACAUAAAUUUAUAUGUAAGCGAUUAUUGUAAAACAAAUUAUAUCGAGAACUUAUUUUAAUUGUGUGAUUGUA
This is a messenger RNA of Pseudomyrmex gracilis, 1349 nucleotides long. It is a transcript of the gene kappaB-Ras, whose product is annotated as NF-kappa-B inhibitor-interacting Ras-like protein. Gene Ontology annotation, biological process: canonical NF-kappaB signal transduction. The transcript has 2 exons. Gene Ontology annotation, molecular function: GTP binding; GTPase activity. The record is from RefSeq and is a predicted model, not a curated record. NCBI's taxonomy places the organism in Eukaryota, Metazoa, Arthropoda, Insecta, Hymenoptera, Formicidae. The coding region runs from base 144 to 749 and encodes 201 amino acids.